Messenger RNA from Harmonia axyridis, 1118 nucleotides. RefSeq names its product ubiquitin-conjugating enzyme E2 Z-like. Lineage: Eukaryota; Metazoa; Arthropoda; Insecta; Coleoptera; Coccinellidae. The record is from RefSeq and is a predicted model, not a curated record. Gene Ontology annotation, molecular function: ubiquitin conjugating enzyme activity; cysteine-type endopeptidase inhibitor activity. Gene Ontology annotation, biological process: negative regulation of apoptotic process. Gene Ontology annotation, cellular component: nucleus. The transcript is spliced from 7 exons. The coding region runs from base 37 to 1062 and encodes 341 amino acids.
CUUAAUAAGAAACAUUAUAAACUUGAUUUAGUAGAAAUGGCUUCAGCAGGUCCAAUGGUCAGUUGGGACCCUUAUUCAAAAGCGAGUUCUGAGCCCCCUCUUCUUCCGUCAGCUUCAUUGCGAAUCAAAAAGGAUUUGAUGUCAUUAUACCGAGACCCUCCGCCAGGAAUAUUUGCAACUGCAAGUGAAUCUGACAUACGUAAUGUUCAUGCUCUUAUUAUAGGACCUAUGGAUACUCCAUACGAAGGCGGGAUUUUUUACUUUUAUUUAAGAUGUCCUUAUGAUUUUCCUAUACAACCACCUAAAGUUAGAUUUAUGACAACAGAUGCUGGAAGAGUUAGAUUCAAUCCAAAUAUUUAUGCAAAUGGCAAAGUAUGCCUAAGUACUAUAGGCACAUGGGAAGGGCCUGGUUGGACUCCUGCUCAACAAAUCUCAUCUUUGUUAAUUUCAAUUCAGAGUCUAAUGAAUGAUAAUCCAAUUGAAAAUGAACCUGGAUAUGAAAAGUUGCGUAAUCUAGGUGAACCAUCUCAAUAUGCUGAGAUGAUAACUUAUGAAACCCUAAGAGUAGCAGUAAUUGGUAUGGUAGAGAAUGAAUGUGAAUUGAAUAUUCCAGUGGAAUUUCUGCCUAUCAUAGAAAGAACAUUUUUACAGUAUUUUGAUGUUUACACUGAGAUUUGCACGAAACACAUGAAUCUAGAUGGAAUGAAGUAUAAGGAUCCUUUGAAUCACAAUGUGACUGUUAAAUAUAAUUUCAAAGAACUGUUAACAAAAUUGAAUGAAAUAAAGGAGAGAUUAACUAACAAGAAGGUGGUGAAAGAAGUGUCUAGUGAUGGCGAUGGAUCAGACUAUAAAGAAGAUGAAGAAGAUAAUAUUGAUGAAAAAAAUGUUCACGAAUUCCUCAAGUGUGGCAGUGACGAGAAAUUAUAUACUGAAGCGGACAAUUUUUACGAGGAGUACAGUUCUGAAGAAUCAAGUGAUGAUAAUGACGAAGAAGCAAACUCAAAUGAUAGUUCAGAACCUGAACUAGAUAGUUCAAAACCUGAACUAGAUGAUUCAGAAUGAUUCCCAAAGAAUUGAAUGACAGAUUAUUUUAUGGAAUAUAACUUUUAUUGAAACAA